AUGGCAACUGAGACGGAGAAUAACGGACCCGAGAGCAAGGAGAUCAAGGACGUGAAGGAGAUGAAAGAGGCGCUUAAGGACGACGCGCCGCCGGACAACAAGCAGGAGGAGAAGGACGCGGCGGCGAAGAAGGACGAGACGGCCGGCAAGAAGGACGACGACGCCGCCGCGGCCGCGGCAGGCGGCGCGGCCACGGCGCCGGCGAAGGCCAACACCGUGCACCACCCCGAUUACGAGAAGGACGUUGUUUAUCUGUAUCAGUUCCCGCGGACGCCGCUGUUGCCGUCCUUAUCCCCGUACGGUCUCAAGGUGGAGACGUGGUUGCGGUUGAACGGUAUCAAGUACGAGGGCCAGUUGCCAUUCGUCGAGCUGAACGGCGAGGAGAUCGCGGAUAGCACCAUUAUCCUGCGAGAAUUGACAGAAUUCGGCAAGGACUUGGACGCCGGUCUUACAUCCGAGCAGCGAAGCGUCUCCCAUGCUAUGAUAUCGAUGAUCGAGAAUCAUCUCGUCUGGGUUGUCGCGUGCUGGCGCACGAAGAAUCUGGACCAGGUGCUGAAGGGCUACAAGGUCAAUCUGCAACUCGCUCUGGGAUCACGUAUCCCAAAUGCCAUUCUGAAUUUCUUCUUCAAGCUUACAUUCGGACGCAAGGGUGCGAGAAAAGUGAAGGCUCAGGGCAUGGGCGUGCACAGUCCGGAGGAAGUGUCCCAAUUUGGCUGCACCGAUCUCAAGGUACUCUCGGACACGCUCGCUGACAAGCCCUUCUUUUUCGGAGACGAGCCGACUACCAUGGACGUGGUGGCAUUUGCGCAUCUCGCUCAAAUCCUGUACAUCGACAAAGACACUCCGUACAGUCUGCGAGAUUACAUGGUCGAGAAUUGUCCCAACUUGGUUGGCCAUUGCUCGCGCGUUAAAGAACGAUGUUUCCCGGAUUGGGACGAGAUUUGCUCCAGCCUGGACAUGAACACGCAUCUACCGAAGCCUGAGAAGCAGGAAGAGAAGGAAGGCAAAGAAGAGGCGAAGGAGUCCAAAGAGUCCAAGGAGGAAAAAGAAGGCGAUAAGGAGAAAGCGGACAAAGAGGAGAAGGAAGUUGAGAAGGACAAGGAAGUUGAUGAGAACAAAGAAAAAGAGAAGGACGGCAAAUAAGCAGUCUCUCGUUGUAAAGGGGAGUAAUAAGUCGUUUCAAGGAUUUAAAGGCGAAGAGUCGCGAAGGUAUACUGGCGAAUGAAUAAAGAUAGAGAGAAAGAAAGAGAGGGAUAGUUAACGAUGGGUAAGAAUGUACGUAUGUGUGCGCGUGAUUGCGUGAAUGUGAACGGUGGAGACGCGGACGAUGUAGAAAACACGUAUAGAACGACGAGGGAAGGGAGUUGCCGGAAGUGAGAGAUUGUAUGUACGAGAGAAAGAAAGAAGGAGAG
Messenger RNA from Pogonomyrmex barbatus (red harvester ant), 1412 nucleotides. It is a transcript of the gene fax, whose product is annotated as failed axon connections. NCBI's taxonomy places the organism in Eukaryota, Metazoa, Arthropoda, Insecta, Hymenoptera, Formicidae. Gene Ontology annotation, cellular component: cytoplasm. The record is from RefSeq and is a predicted model, not a curated record.